CGUCCCUCCCACCUCCCAGCAGAGGAGAGCAGACUCCACAACACUCUGCUCCUCACUGCUGGAUUACUGUGUGUGUGUAUGUGUUUGUGUGUGUGUGUGCGUGUGUGUGCCAUCACACCUGUGUAUGAUCUUACCUGGAGCUUUAUUUCUAGAAAGAUGCUGCUUUGAUACUUCAGGUGUCUGUGAGGUGUGUUUCUAGAGGUUGAAGAAGAACUUCUUGUUUCUACUGAUUGACAGCACAGGAGCAGCAAGUUGAUGAUCAUCACACCUUAGCGGGAAUAUCAGCAAACAACAGCGGAGAAGGAGAUGAAGUUUCGAUUUGGGCUCAGGAUCUCUUUGGUCCUAACCAUACUGGCUCUGACUCUGUAUGGAGGCGGUGUUGAAGGACAAAGGGCAGGUUGCAAGAACGUUCACUAUGAUCUGGUAUUCAUCUUGGACACCUCUUCCAGUGUGGGCAAGGAAAAUUUUGAGAAGAUCCGGCAGUGGGUGGCAAACCUUGUGGAAUCUUUUGAUGUAGGUGCGGAGAAGACGCGUGUGGCUGUGGUUCGCUACAGCGACCGUCCCACCACCGAAUUCAACCUGGGCAGGUACAAAUCCCUUGAGGAUGUCAAGCGUGCUGCUGGGAACAUCCGCUAUCUGGGUGGGAACACCAAAACUGGAGAUGCGAUCAGCUUCACCACAAAAAACAUCUUUACAGAGAGUGCAGGGGCGAGGCCUGCCUCUAAGGGCAUACAGAAAGUGGCGAUUUUGCUAACGGACGGCAGGAGUCAGGAUUUUGUUUUGGAGCCAUCGAUUGCUGCAGCAGCUGCUGGAAUCAGGUUGUUCGCUGUAGGGAUUGGGGAAGCUCUGAGAGAGGAGCUGGAGGAGAUUGCAGCGGAACCCAAAAGUGCUCAUGUGUUCCAUGUGACAGACUUUGAUGCGAUUGACAAGAUCAGGGGCAGGUUGAGGAGGAGACUCUGUGAAAAUGUCCUGUGUCCAAACAUGAAAGUCCAGGCAGGCCGGUUCAGGCCGAACAGCACGAGUGCUGGACUGACAGAGGUCCCAGGAUUUGAUUUGAUGGAGUACUUCAAUGUCAGAGAUUUUCUUGGAGAAAAAUUUGAGCCAGGUCAGACCCCCUAUGUCCGCCUUGGUACCGUGCCCAUCGUCCAACAAACAGAAGAUGUGUUACCUCAGGGUCUGCCUGAUGAAUAUGCCUUUGUGACCACAUUCAAGUUCAGGAAGACCUCUCGUAAAGAAGACUGGUACCUGUGGCAGGUCUAUGACAAAUACGGCAUCCCGCAGGUCUCCAUCCGCCUGGACGGGGAGAACAAAGCGGUGGAGUACAACGCUGUGGGCCUGACAAAGGAUGCGGUCCGGGCCGUCUUUAAGAACCCAGAGGUGGAAGAUCUGUUUGACCGUAACUGGCAUAAGAUCGGCAUGAGGGUGGACUCCAAGUCAGUGUCCCUGUUCCUGGACUGCAAGCACAUUGAGACGCUCCCCAUAGAGGAAAGAGAAGACAUCGACAUCCAGGGAAAGACUGUCAUCGGCAAGAGACUCUAUGACAGCGUUCCCAUUGAUUUUGACCUCCAGAGGAUGGUGAUCUACUGUGAUGGUAAACAGUCUGAGCAAGAGACAUGUUGCGAUAUUCCUGGUGGCCCAUGUGAACAAUCUCUGGUGACUGAAGCACCUCCACUCCCGCUGCCCACCCCAAAACCAACAAGUGCUGAGCAGAAGAAACCAGCCGCUGUCAACUGCUCCUGUCCUGCAGGGGAAAGGGGUGAGACAGGUCUACCAGGUGCCGUGGGGCCCAAGGGUGAAAAGGGGGAUCCUGGUCUUAAAGGGGCAGAAGGACCACCAGGAUCCAAAGGGCAUAAAGGAGAACGUGGCCAGGCUAUCUCUAUCAAAGGUGAUAGAGGAGAGAAGGGGGACAGCGGCGAGCGUGGUGAACCUGGAGCCAGAGGAGAAAGAGGAGAAAGAGGAUCAGACGGUUUACCCGGUCUGGGUGGGAAACACGGAGAUAAAGGAGAGAGAGGUGAACAAGGAGUUGCUGGUAAAGCUGGGUUACCUGGACCUCUCGGACCAAAGGGUAUCCAAGGAGAUGCUGGUCCACCUGGCGCACCGGGUGCUCAAGGGGUGUCUGGUGUCGCUGGAGUUAAAGGAGACAAAGGAGCUUCCGGAGAAAGGGGUGAACCAGGUUUAGACGGGUUCUCAGGGAAACCAGGUCUUCCAGGACAAGAAGGCCCUAGGGGGCUGAUUGGUGCUCCUGGUGCAAGUGGAGUCAAAGGAGAAAAGGGUGAACGAGGUCCUGCUGGAUUACCUGGCGAUGCAGUUCAGCUAGCAGGAUUGAAGGGGGCGACUGGUAUCCCUGGUGAACGAGGACCCCCAGGACCGGACGGCCCCCCUGGACCUCCUGGCCCACCUGGACCUGAAGGUUUGCCCGGUGUGCCGGGUGAGAAUGGACAAAGGGGUAGAAAAGGUGAUGCAGGAUUGCCGGGAGUUGAUGGUCUUCCAGGACCACCUGGUCCUCAGGGGCCUUCUGGGCCUCCUGGGAGCCCUGGACAAACAGGACCUCCAGGAUUACCUGGUGAAAUCGGCUUCUCAGGAAAACCAGGAGAAGCAGGAAAACCGGGCCUGCCAGGAAAAGAUGGAUUAGAUGGUUUCCCUGGAAACGACGGCGAGAAGGGGCAAAGAGGAGAACCCGGACAGGACGGCUUCCCUGGUAAACCAGGACCUAAGGGAGAUGAAGGCCCUCCAGGACCACGAGGACCUCCUGGUGAACGGGGAGUGUCUGGUUUGCCUGGAGAGGUCGGCACAAUAGGACCCAAAGGAGAGAGAGGAGGCCAAGGAGAAAGAGGAAAAGAUGGAUUUGCUGGCUCGAAAGGAGAGAAAGGAGACAAGGGUGAGACUGGCCCCAGGGGUCCAGCCGGGGUCCCAGGCAAUGUGGCCAAUGUGAUUCCUGAACCUGGUGAACCGGGUAAUCCGGGAGAGAAGGGCGAGAAAGGAGAUCAAGGAAAACCAGGCGAGAUGGGUCAAAGAGGACUUCCCGGAGAGCAGGGAUUCAGAGGACAAGCGGGACCUGCGGGCCCUAAGGGGGAUGCUGGAGAAAAAGGAGAGGCAGGGAGAAACGGAGACCCAGGUCCACCUGGAUUGAUGGGUCCUCAGGGGCCCCGGGGGCUGCCAGGCAAUGUGGGUAUUCCAGGCAGCAUUGGUCCACCUGGGAUCGCUGGACAGAGAGGAGAGAAGGGAGAUGCUGGUAAAGAUGGACCUUCCGGACCCCCUGGUCCAACCGGUGAGCCUGGUUUAAGAGGAGAAAUCGGUUUGCCAGGAAAAGGCAAAGAGGGACCAAAGGGUGAUACUGGAGCUUCAGGUCCACCAGGACCUCCCGGACUGAAGGGUUUGCCUGGUCCACAAGGAAUGCAAGGGAUGCCAGGAAACAGAGGACCACCAGGAGAGGGAACCACUGGACCCGAGGGGCCUCCCGGGCCUGCAGGGCCACCAGGACCAGCGGGUUUGGGAGGACCUCCAGGAGUGAGCGGACCACAGGGACCCCCGGGGCACAAUGGUUUACCAGGAAGACCUGGAGAGAAGGGCACCCCUGGAGAACCAGGAAAAGCUGCAGACAUUUCUGAUCUGAACCUGAAGGACAUUUGCUCAGAUUGCCCCCCUGGACCAGCUGGACAACCGGGUAUGCCAGGACCUCCAGGUGAAAAAGGUCUUACUGGACCACCUGGGAAAAACGGAGAGGAUGGAUAUGUGGGUCCUCCAGGACCAACAGGGCCUGCAGGACCACCUGGUGCUGAAGGAGCCAAGGGGGUCAAAGGUGACAGAGGUCCUGCAGGAGCACCUGGAGAUAAAGGUGAAAAGGGCCCCCCAGGACCUCCUGGUUAUCCAGGAGCGGCGGGAGCUAUGGGUCAACCUGGUAAUGAUGGAAACCCUGGACCUAUUGGACCACCUGGAGCUCCUGGAGAAAAGGGAAAAGAAGGGCUUCAGGGAAUUCAGGGACCACCAGGUCUACCAGGUCUAAUGGGUAUGAUGGGUAAAACUGGAAAGGAUGGAAGACCAGGAGAAACAGGAGAGCCGGGUAAACAGGGAGAGCCAGGACCACCAGGAAGAGAUGGGCUCAGAGGAAUGCCUGGUUUCAAAGGUCACAGAGGGGAACCAGGACCACCAGGGUCAAAGGGUGAAGAUGGAAAACAGGGUGUUCCUGGACGUGAGGGUUCACCAGGGAAAGACGGUAACACCGGACCACCGGGGCCAGAGGGCAUGAGAGGACCACGAGGGGAAACCGGUCAGCAUGGAGAACCAGGAUCAGCAGGCAAGCCUGGAUCUCAGGGAAAUCCUGGUCAGCCAGGACACAAAGGUGAAGCAGGGAGUCCAGGAUUACCCGGCUUCCCAGGUCCAAAAGGGUCAUCGGGUCUGCCUGGUCCGAUUGGCCCAGAGGGCAAACAAGGCAUGUCAGGAAAUCCAGGAGACAGAGGACAAAAGGGAGAAAAGGGUCAUAAUGGAAUAAAAGGAGACAGAGGACCUGUGGGAGAUCCAGGCAUUCCUGGUAACCCUGGGCCUCCUGGCAGGAAGGGUCACACAGGAAUGAUGGGCAUUUCGGGAACCCCAGGGGAAGUGGGUCCUGCUGGGCCACCUGGUUCUCCAGGACACCCAGGUCUUCCAGGUCUCCGAGGUGAGAUGCCAUCACUGGAACAAAUGCGGCGGCUCAUUCAAGAGGAACUCGCCAAACAGUUGGAUGCUAAGUUAGCUUACCUCAUGGCUCAAAUGCAGCCUGCGCAUAUCAAGAGCUCAGUUGGCCGCCCCGGUCCACCUGGUCCAUCAGGUAAAGAUGGACCUCCUGGCCGACAAGGUCCACCUGGAGAGCCUGGAAUACCUGGACAAAAUGGAGCAGAAGGAUCCAGAGGUCCAGUUGGUCCUAAAGGUGAACGAGGUGCAAGAGGUGAAAAGGGAGAGGACGGCGCUGGACAGAGAGGAGAGCCUGGUCCAGUUGGUCCUAUGGGUCCUGCAGGUAUGCCGGGAUAUGGAAAAGACGGCCUUCCUGGAGCCGCAGGCGCUCAGGGAGAGCCUGGUAAUCCUGGUCCUCAUGGUCAGCCCGGACCUCCUGGACCGACAGGGCAGUGUGACCCCUCACAAUGUGCUUACUAUGCCAGUCUGGCAUCAAGACCUCAUACCAAAAACGUCAAGGGGACUUAAUACACCCCCCACUGUCCUGGGAUAACCACCUAUUUAUGAACUUGGACAUUCAAGCCAAGAGCAUGUUCUUUAACAUUAGGAGAACUACAGAGUCUGAGGGGUGAGUGAAUGUGUGUGUGUUUAUACGCGUGUUUGUCACAGGCUUUUCAAUACAGUUAAUGUGUUCUUGAACCCAGAGAUAAGGCCACUUUUAAUCCUGGGUUAAGUGUUUCACACUUUAGGUUUUGAUAAGGUGUUAGCAAGUAGCAUUAGCACUUUAAACUCUGGGUUAUGAAGUUUAGUUCGAGCAGGAUUGACUCUGAAUAGUGGUGCUGAAGGUAUAAAAUGUUGAAACAAUGCUAGAUUAUUAGGAUCCCACCGCCAUUAAAUACAGGUUUACUUUUUUUUUUUUUUUUUUUUUUUACCAGACUUUGAAAAAUCAUGGAAACUUUAUGGAAAUAACUAUUGUGAAUAUACACUUUUCAUUAUAAACUUUAAGUCUAAAAAUUUUACAAUUUAGAAAAAAAGUUUUCUUUCAUUGAAUCAGAUCAGCUGGUUUACAAAUUGUUCAGUUAUUCAACAUUUAAAAUAUUCAAAAUUACUUUUAAUUCUCCUUAUCUGUUAUUCACAAACAGCUAAAAAAUGUAACUAAAAAGUCACUGAAAUUAAUUGCAAAAAAAUUAGGGGACUUUAAACCUCAUUAAAUAACAGAAGUGUUAAUGUUUAGUUUCAGUGCCUGAGAGACAGUUAAACAUGCUAAAAGGAGGCAGAAAAUUAUUAAUAAAACAUGUUGAGUACUGUCCUUCAAUGCCCAAUCAAUGUAUUUCACCUCACAAAAAUGUAAAUAAGAAUGUUAACCCAGGUUUUACUAAUGUAGAAUGUGAAACAAACUGAUUACCCAGGAUUGAUCGCUAACUCAGUAUGGUGUGAAUCCUAUUAAAGGGUUAGUUCACCCCAAAAUGAAAAUUAGACUGUGUUUUACUAACCCUCAAGGCAUCCUAGGUGUAUGUGACUUUCUUCUUUCAGACGAAUCCAGUCAGCUAUAUUAAAAAUGGUCCUGGCUAUUCCAAGCUCUAUCAUUGCUGUCAGCGGGUGUUUCAGUUGAACAGUCCACAAGUCGCCAAAUAAAGUGCUUGCUUGUUUUGCUCUCUCUCCGCGUUCGUCACUAAUCACACAACGCCAACGUCUCACAUCAUCCGCCGGAACGGCUUCCUCGUAUGACAGAUAGCGGAAGUGAGAGAAAAGUUUAUUGUGUUUGAAAUAUGGAUAUUUUUCUUACAAAAAUGCAUGGAUUCACUACAGGAAGCAUUCAUUCACCCCCCGGAGCCGCGUGAGGCACGUUUAUUAUGAAUGACUUGUGGACUGUUCAACUGAAACACCCGCUGACUGCAAUGAUAGAGCUUGGAAUAGCCAGGACCAGGAACCCGACUGGAUUCGUCUGAAAGAAGAAAGUCAUAUACACCUAGGAUGCCUCGAGGGUGAGUAAAACACAGUCUAAUUUUUCAUUUUUGGAUGAACUAACCCUUUAACCCAGGGUUAAAAAUGGCCCUUGGUUAAUGGUUUUAAGUGUGAAAAUCCCACUAGCGUCCUGCUGGUCAGAGUUGGUUAAGAUUUUUUUUAUUAGAGGAGGGGUGGGUGGGUGUUUAGUGAGUUUAAGCUCUAGGUCAUUUACUUCAAGUCAAGACUUUCAAAGUUUUCCGUGUAACAGGAUGUGAAAGAAAGACAUUUACUACCCAGACUGUGAUCUCAUAAUGACACAGUCGAGGUAGUGCCGCCCACACUCAAGUUCUGCAGACGGCGUUUACUGCGGUCAUCGAUCCAUUGUUAGUGAUGUCUGUAGCAGGUCAGGAUGUGCUUAUGAAGUCUGGGGAAUUCUCUACUUGAGUUUUAUUGAUGAAGCGCUCUGUUGCUCUGGGAAAAGACACAGCGGGACACUUUUCCACUCAUCAUUAGAAAAUCUCAUUAGAGGUCCUGGAGGUGAUGGAGAAAUGUAUUUCUGCUCUUUUUACUCUGCGCUUUGUAAGAUAUAUCUCUUUUGUAGCCAUGCAUCAGAUAAGUAACAUGCCGUUUUUUCAUUUUGGAUCACUAAACUUGUGUCUGUGAUGCCUGAAAGGUAGCUGCUCAGUGCAAUGCCUGUUUGAUAGAUUAACUUGGCUUGUUUGUCAUAAAAACUAUACUAAAAAAGCUGUCACUGCAUAAAUACACAUGACUGAUGCCGCUUAUAAUGUAUUUGUAAUAGGUUUGUGUAGCACUUUGCUUUAAAACACCAUUGUGUUAGUUAUUAUGGAAGUUCCAGAACACAAAGUCCUAGUUAAAGCAGUACUGUCAUUUGUGGCACCGAAGCGUUCAGAUGGAUCGAUCCUGCAGAUUGUUCCCAUACGAGCCAAUUAAAGUCAUUGAAAGAGAAGAGACUGCUUCAGAACAAACUCUCUUCAGACCACAAACAGGGACAGAAUUCAUCUUCAACUGACGGGCAUUGUAGCAUCAAUGAGGUCAAGGAUAGAUUGCUGUUAGAAGGCUUUUGAGCAUUUUGUUGUUUUUGAGUUCGCUUUACUGAAAUUGUAAUAUCCAAAAGAAACAAAUUGACUUUUUAAUCUUAUUGCCCAAAUGUUAGUUUUUUCUUUAAAGAUCUGUUUUUUGUUUUCCCUUAAAAUCAUGUUAUCCUUGAAAGGAAUUUUCAGUGUUAUUGUACAGGUAUUAUUUUUUGAAUUAAAUAACUGACCUCUUCUUUGUAGAGCUUUUACCCUCUGAUCAUCAGGUUCAAAGGACUUUUUUUUUUUUUUUUUUUUUUUUUUUUUUUUUUUUUUUUGCAAAAGCUAAUACUUCUUAUUUUAUACAAACAUUUUAUUUUAUUUUAUCUUAUUUUAUCCCUAUACUUACCUGACAGAUAAUAGUCUGAAAGAUGAAGUGGUCUGUGUUUUUUUCUUGCAGCCAAUCAGAAAGUCCUUUUGCCCCUCAGUCAGUUUGCAUGUUCAUGUUGGCUGUUUUUGCAGGGUGAGGUAAUGUUAAAUUUAGCAAAAUAGCUGAAAUAACUUACAGCAUCAUUGGUGGAUAAGAAUGAUUUGAAUAUGUGGAUUAAUCAUAUUCUAAUGCAAAACCAGAUGUGAUACUGUAUAGGCUUGUUGUUUACCUUCUAAUUCGAUGACCAUGAUAAAGCUCUUAGUAAUUAGUUUUAUAAAAAAAAUUUGCCCUGCCUUCAAGAAUCACAUUCAAGAGAUUAUGUUUUGGUGUGUUAUAUUGCAAAGCUUAGCUUAUUAUUGAUGCAAAUUUAUGUAAAUUAUGCUUUUUUGAUGCAAGCCAAAGAAAUCAUGUUUUCCUCCACUUUAUUCAAAUAUGUUUGCUUUUUGACUUCGUAUCCUCCUGUUAUUUCGGCUUCUUCAAGCCGAUAAUGACUGUAUUUGUUUUCCCAUAUCAAUUUGCAUUAAAUUAUUCUAAUGAACUACAGGUGCAGGUGAUGUAAAAAAGUAUAAUCUAUGCAUGGUAUAUUUCACUUGUUUAUACUGAUUCUCUGGUGCUACGGUUAAUCUUAUUUAGGUUGAUGUGUAUAUGUGUGUGUGUUUGUGUUAAUAACAUCUGGAUCAGGUCCAUUUUCUAGGAUUGGUUUGUUAUUGUGAGAAAAAAAUAAAAAAUAAAAUCUGUUAAGUUUAUACCACAUACAGUGUUCAAGUUUGCAUGUUUUAUUCCUGAAACAGUCUAAAUGAACAAAACAAGAAUGACCAAUUGUAUAAACUAACAUAAAAGGAUUAUUUGUUAAGAUAACUUCCAUACUGUAUGUCCAUGUACAUUUUUAAGUUUGAAAAGGUGUUUCAUUUUUGAAAAGACAAUUUUCAUUUCUGUAAUUCUUCUUAAUCGUCAAAUACAACAUGACUAAGAUUUUUAAUAGCUUAAUUUUCAGUUUUAAUGAGUUAAUGUUUUAUGAGCUUUUUCUUAAAAGCUUCAAAAAUUCUAAAUUAUUUUCUUGAAUUAUCUUUAGUAAUGCACUUACAAUUGACUUACAAUAAGAGUUUGUGCUAAAAUCACUUUUUCACCAUUUGUGCAAAGCUCUUAUUUGUCCAUUGAGUGGAAAUCAAACCCCAUAUGAGUGGAAAUUAGUUUAUGUUGUAGUUGACAAUAUGUUAUAAUGCUGUACAUGGAGUUUGUGUAUUGAACCAUACAUGAUUAUGUGCCAAUAAAAUCGUAAUUCUGGAAUAGU
Messenger RNA from Cyprinus carpio (common carp), 9346 nucleotides. RefSeq lists its product as uncharacterized. NCBI's taxonomy places the organism in Eukaryota, Metazoa, Chordata, Actinopteri, Cypriniformes, Cyprinidae. The record is from RefSeq and is a predicted model, not a curated record.